UGCGUUCCUCCUGACCUGAGCAGAAGCACGUGAUUAGGCGUGUUUACCUAUGAUACAAUGUAGCGUCUAUGAGACCAUCAUCAACCUCAGCCGAAUAAUCAAUUACACGCUUACGUUCAGGAUCAGAAUCAGUUAUUGGAUUUACAUUAGGGUCUUCGCUGACAAAUAACUGCUCGAUGCAUCUGAGAAAAGGGAAUCGGAGUGUGUAGCCUGCGGGCGAGCGAGUCAAGCGGAAAGAGUGGGCUCUUUUGAGGGAUACUGGACAACCAGAUGUAUUCCUAAAUCUCUGCUGCUAUCCUCAUCAUGGGUGUUAUAGAGGAGACUGACGUAGAGCAGGUGACCCUGGCUCUUUUGGAUGCUGCCAAUGACAAGGAUCCGGUGGUGCAGGAACAGGUCAGGAAAUCCAUUUUGACACUAGGGAACCAGCAGCCUGAUAAAGUCCUGUCCAUGUGUCAGGACUACCUGCUCAAACACCCCAAGCUGGUGGUCGUGCACAGAAUGGUGGUCUUGCAAACCAUUGAGAUGGUGGUGAAGAGCAGGAUUGAUGACAUCAGUUACCCCAAGAUCAAGAGUGUUAUACAUCUGGCAUCAGAUGAGAUGACUAAAUCAAAGGAAGUUGUCCCUGACUGGCAGCAAGCAGCCAGUAAUAUACUAGUUGCUGUGGGAAACAAAUAUAUUAAUGACAUCAUGGAGGAGAUACUCGGGAAGUUCCAGCCGGGAGUUUUGCCUCACUUCUUUGUGGUCCAAACACUAGCCAAUCUCUCAGACUCAAAUGUAUAUGGGAUGGUGCCAUUUCUCAGUGCUAUAUUGGGGACCAUGUUGCCCAUGCUGGGAAUGACCAAACAAGACAACAUGAAAUGGGUCUUCUCUUCCGCUCUCUGCCGGUUUAGCGAGAGCAUUCUAGAGUAUCUGGCCAACCUAGACAAGGCUCCAGACCCCACUGUGCGUAAAGACACCUUCUCCAGUGAGAUUUACUCAGCCUACGACAUCCUGUUCAACAGCUGGAUCCAGAGCAGAGAGUCCAAGCUGCGUAUGACUGUUGCAGAGGCUCUCGGGUCAAUGAGUCAUCUGAUGGCACAUGAUAAACUGGAAGAACAGCUUCCCAAACUCCUUCCCACCAUACUGGGCCUCUACAAGAAGAAUGCAGAACACUACAUCAUCAGCAAGAGCUUGUGUCAGGUCCUGGAGGCCUCUGUGAAUAUGGGCAGCAGAGUGUUGGAGACACAGAUGGAUGGUCUUUUACUUGCUCUGCACCAGCAGAUAUGCUCACCUGUAGACUUCAGCAACCCUCCAACUGUGAAAAAUCACAACGAGGUCCUGCGAUGCUUCAGUAUCCUUGCGAACACGUUCCCCGACCGCCUGAUGGUGUUUGUGCUCCAGAGGUUGGAGAACAGUAACGAGAGGAACAGAAUGGGCGCACUGGCUGUUCUCAGACACCUCAUCAACUCAUCCACCUCCACUAUGGAAACCAAGAAGCUCCUAAUUCUAACCAGCAUCAGGCAACCUCUGGCUGACCACAGCAAUAAGGUGAAGAAGAGAGUGGUGCAGGUGAUCAGUGCGAUGGCUCAUCAUGGUUACCUAGAGCUGGAGGGAGGAGACCUGCUCGUCCGCUUCAUCAUUCAGCACUGUGCUCUACCAGACACUUAUCAUCGAGGACAGCGACCACCAGACCCAGAGGAAGUGACCAAUGAGGCUCUGCGUAGCAUGUGUGAUAACACGCUACAUCUUUUCACUACUACAGUGGGCCGGCUGACUGAUGUUCUGUGGCCGAUGUUGCUUUGCUACCUGACCCCAAAUCAGUUUGCCAACGCCACCACCCCCUUGUGCAAGAGUUUAAUUCUUCUGGCCAAUAAGAAGCGAACAGCACAAGAAACCAACUUCAUCAUAGACUUCAAUGCACAAGGCUAUAGUCUUCCCUCACAAUAUAUCCUGAUGAUAAGGCUCUUGGUGAAUGCCUCGUUCCCGUUUCGGUGCAGGGGACACGGUGCUCCCUCCCUGAGUCUGCUCAACUCUAUCAGCCCUAACAUUCACCCUAAAGCAGAGCCGCUGUGGGAAAAUGAGAUUCCAAAGCUGCUCGAUUAUCUUGAAGAAUCAUCAGAAGAAUCUCUGGACAAAAAGAAGUGGGAAGAAAGUUUACUUAAGCUCCUGUCUAAAACUCUGUCAGCCAUUGACGACAGCCAGUGGACCGGUCAGCUUGCAGCAGAAGCCACACGGUACCUGCCCACCUACAACAACUCACUGGAGGAGAAGAGUUUUUUGUAUAGGUGUGUCGGUGUGAUUCUCCAGCAGUGCCACAAUAAAGAGUUGGUCAAGAAACAGCUGCAGGAGAUCCUGAUCAGCACUCGCCACAAUGAUGCAAUCGAAAGAACGGGUGUUGCCAUGGGAAUCGGGCUGUGCGCCAGCAGCCAUCUCGAUGGCACGCUGGAAAAACUGGAGGAGUUUGGGAAGUCUGACGCCUUCAGGAAAGCCUCAGGGAUAUUUGGUCUUCUCAAAGAUAAAAACGAUGUUGAUGUGGAGAAAAUGAAAAGCACUUUAAUUUUGUGUUACGGCUAUGUUGCGUUGCACGCUCCAGAAGAUAAGCUCCUCACUCGCAUCGAUAGGGACAUUCUCCAAAACAUCUCGAAAAACUUCAACACCAAGGUUCUGGGAAUUAAAGUAGAGACCAAGGACAUGACUAUGAAGCUCAGUCUCAUUCAUAGUGUUGGACUCAUUGCCAAGGCCAUCAGCAACAGUGUCCGUAAACAGGGCUUCCUGUUCUCCCGCAAACAAGAGCUGAUGGGUGUUAUGAUGGAUUUCAUUAAAGCUGAACCAGCAGAUGUCAUGCGGACUCCUGUUCGCUAUCUGGUUAUGACCACGUGUGCCAACCUCAUAAACUUAGAUCCUCCUUUAUCAGAAAAUGAAAACUUUGACUUGUUAAAAAUAUGUUUGACUGGUGUUUAUGGUCUUCCUUCUGUGGACACUCUGGACAAAGCUAAAGAUGAAGAAGCCCUGGAUCCACAGCAAAGAGAGGCCUUAUAUUCAGAUACUUUUAACGCUCUUCUUGAAUUGCUGAAGAAUGUGUUAGCCAGAGAUUUGAGUCCUGAUGGUCUGCAGUCUGUUUUUAAGCAUAUUGAGAGCUGGCUGAGCUCAGGAAAAGAAUAUGAGCGGGAGAGAGCAGCAAAGACCAUGGCAGAUUUACUGCAUUUUUAUCUGGACCAUCUCAAUGUGAAGAAUCUAGUGACAUUCCAUAAUCUGGGAGCUCUUGUGGGGCGUCUGGCCCCACGGUGCACAGACCCAAACCCUGAGGUGCGGCGGGCAGCCAUAGACUGCGUCUAUAGUCUAAUGUACAUUCAGCUGCGCUAUGAAGGCUUUUCACUGGACUACAAAGACGAUUCAGUUGAGGGUCUUUUAGAUGUUCGUGAGAAGCUAAGCAAUCCUGACCAUUCAGUCUUGUACCAAACCUGCUCUGAGCUGACUAAGAUCAUCAGUAAGCGUUUGCCCCAGCAGCAGUUGAGCACCCUGUUGUUUAUGCUGUUUGAUGGUUUGGUGGACUCUCAGUCCAACUGUUCCAGAGCAUCCAGUGUGAUCCUCAACACCUUGCUGAAGAACAGAGGUGCUGGCCUGCAGGAUCUGGUGCCAGAGAUGUUGGAGGUGUUGCACAACCGGCUGCAGGUGAUUGGUGAAGAGCAGGUGAAGGUGGCUAUCGGUCAGUCCAUCCUCAUCCUCGCUACACAGCACCUUCAGACAGUGGUCAACACGCUCGUCGCCUACCCACUACCAUACGACAGCUGGAGCUGUGAGAUGUGGAUGGCUCUAGGAGCAGACAGCACUUUGGCCCUGCAAAUCAUGGAGAUGAUUAUCGAGAAGCUCAGUGUUAUGGUUCCCUGUGUAGAUAAGAAGGAGUCCAUGUUAAGACCUGGUUUGACCAAAGUUGCCACAAGCCAACCAUUGGCUAUGACAUGUGCCCUUCGUGAGAUGAUGCUGAAUGGUCAGUCAGCUGACGCCGUGGCGUAUCUGUUUCCAAAGCUCUUCAGCGCUCUGCUUUUGCGUUUGGGUUCUAGCGUGGGAGUUCAGCUACCUAAAGAUCUCAACAGCAACAGCAUCAUUUCAGACCGCAAAACAACCAACAAAAACAAUGUUGCUUAUUUUGAUGUGUGCGGGGUGGCAGUGGAGGCCCUGCGGAUCCUGCUGGCUCGAGCUCAGCUGGACGCUGUCGUGAAACCAUUAGAUCAGGAGGGAGCUUGGGACAAGAUGAAGGACCCGCAGCAGCACACAACAGGAGUCACUCUGCUCUCCAGAGCAAUGGCAAAGCAUGCUGGUCCAAGACUCCCUGCAAUUGUGGAGAGUCUGUGUCCUUCUCUCUGUAAUAUUUACGAGUGCCAGAGGAUCACAGUCACAGCCUUCUUCUCUGAGCUGCUGAACCACCACGUAGUGACUGAACUGAUGAUUUUGGACAUGUUGAUGAACAACAUGAUGGAAAGAAUUACUGACACCUGCGGUACUGUCCGCAUGCUGGCUGUCCGAGGCCUGGGGAACAUUGCUGUGGGCUCACCUGAGAAGGUGAAUAAGUAUGCAAAGGAGCUUUUAGCAGCCAUGAGUUCAGGAAUGGAAGAGAAGGAUGAUCCAGGGAAACUCAUCACACUGGAGGCCAUGUCAGGAAUGUCCAAGAUAUUGCUUUACCUGGAUCAAAAGAAUGUCCAACUGCUUGUGGUUUACAUCUUCAUGAAGAUAAAACCCUUUCUGGAGAAUGAGAACGAUGAGAUCCGAUGUGCUUCCAUCAUGCUCCUGGGAAACCUGUCAAAGUUCGGCUCAGGUGAGCCCAUCUUUAAAGACCAGAUCCACAAUGUUCUGGUCAGCUUGUUGUUGCACCUCAAUGAUCCCAACCCUCAAGUGGUCAAGGCAUGCAAAUAUGCCAUGCGCGUGUGUGCUCCAGUCGUAGGUUCAGAACAGAUCUCUGCCAUGUUCCAGAAUCAUCUUCUUGAGGAGAAGGGUUUGCACUAUGGAGAGUUCAUUAAUGACCUCACCAAAUACCUAAUCCAGGAUUUCCCAGGCAUGCUGAACUUCUACCACAUCACAGUCAUUCAGUUCUUCAAGAGUAACUGGUCUGAGAUCAGAGCCGGUGCUGCCAUGUUCAUUGGGUUUUUGCUUGGAAACCUUCAUGAUGAGCAUUUCUCCCAUAUGAAUAUGGGGUCCGUGACCAAGGGUCUGGUGAUGCUGCUGCAGGAUCCAGAUCCUCUCGUGCGGGUCAAAGCCGCUGAAGCCAUGGGUCAUUUUCACUGACGUUACCUCAACUCUACAGCCAAUCAGAUUGGUCUUUGAUUUUAAGUUUGUUGCUUUGAAUUGUUGUUCUAAAGGUUUUUUAUUUUUGACCAAAGACUGUUCACUAGUUCUGUAAGAAAAGAGACGAAUAAAAAAAAAAGACAUGUAUUGACGUUACAGCACUUUUACUGCAAGUACUCUCAGAUAUACGGUGUGUGUGUGUGUGUGUGUGAUCCCUAGAGUGGGGUUUUUCACCUGCGGUGGUUUUUAAUGUAAGGUAUGUACUUGCAAGCCCUUUACAAAUGAGAUUUACUGAAGUUUGAAUGCAAGUACACUAAUAUUGCUGGUAUUACUUGCUUGACCAUUCCUGUAGCGUGCUAAACGCAUAUCAACACUUCAUUAAAGGGGUCAUGAAUUGACAUGUAAGAGGUCACUGUACAAUAAAAAGCAUUCUAAACGUUUCAGAACUUAAAACUUUCUUGUUAGUCCAAAAACAUCUUUUAUUGAAACCAAGCUCUGAAAAUGACUCAUUUCAGAUUUUGUCACAUUUAUGACAUAAUAGUGCAACUAAAGACCGCCUCUGCAGAAUCAGAUCGAUGCCUACUUCUACAUCAUCAAAUCUUUGGCCACGCCCACUGGCGCGUUAGUGAGAUGAGAAGAGCGAUAAAUGAUUAUCACUAGACUAAAAAUAGCAUUACCUUCCAAAGCAUCCUAAUGAUAGGAAAGUAAGUACAUUUCACUGUGGAUUCUUUGGUAAAUCAGUCGCAAUUUUGGCGCAAGCUUUGAAAACAGACAGUAAUGCCCCAACAUGUAAGUAACAGGGUUAAUUCUAUUGCCUGAUCCGCAAUCAGUGAUUUCUGAUAUGUAAUGAUUUAUGUUCAGUCAGAUGUUCUUUGUCUCAAAAUCGUUUAUUUCUGUUUAUGCGUCAGUAAAUCAAGCCAAUGAAUAAACGGUCAACUUCACAUCGUUUUCUUAGUAGCACAAACAUAAUCUGUUAUUUAAAUUGUGAUAAUUAUAUACAGAAAGCACUGGAGCUGUCAAUCACACAGCGCAAAUUUAUCAGUUAAUGAGUUCUAGACUCCCGCCAAAACUCCCAUUAUAAUUUAUGACGCUUUCUACACUGCACAAUGAAUCUCUUAUUUACAUCUUGUUUGCACUGUUAGUUAUGAUGAAGUAGAGUAGAGAUCUAAAAAUAAUGUGUAGAGAGUAGAUCUAAAAAUAGAUCUAAUGCUAUUUUCAUGAUAAGUUAAUCUCGAUAGCUGUAAUAGUAAAAACUUAGUAAAAGUUUUCGAGAGAUUUACACCAUCAAUACUUAUUUCAUAUGCGAAGAUGAAAGCCAAUCAUAGCAGUGGGCGUGUACAUCUCACAGCAGACACGCCCCUUAAAACUAGAGGGACUCAAAUUCGAGGGCUAAAACCAGGGAAGAAAAUUGGCUUUUAUUUCUAAAUUGUGACAAUUUUUGAUUUAAAAGUCACACUAACGUUAUAAGUGCACCUCAGGAAACAUAAAAUAAAAAAGUUCAUGACCCCUUUAAAUCAUUAAAAAUGUAUGUAGGAUGAAUCAAUAUAUUAGAAACUACAAUCAACACUGUUUUUCGGGUAAUGGAAUCUGAUGUACUGCUCAGUUUGAGUUUAAUCCUCUAAAAAUGUUAUAAGUAGACUGUUGAGUCAUAUUGGCCACCCUAUACCUUUAGCAAUAAAUCACCCUAAUAGGGAUGUGCAUUAGCAUAAUCUGCUUAGCCAUUAACUGCAACUAAAAUCUCCUGUUGUCCUCAAUCAAGAAAGAUAAGCAUUAUAGUGUUUUUGCUGUGA
This is a messenger RNA of Rhinichthys klamathensis goyatoka, 7049 nucleotides long. RefSeq names its product maestro heat-like repeat family member 1 (gene mroh1). The record is from RefSeq and is a predicted model, not a curated record. The coding region runs from base 304 to 5259 and encodes 1651 amino acids. Lineage: Eukaryota; Metazoa; Chordata; Actinopteri; Cypriniformes; Leuciscidae. Gene Ontology annotation, cellular component: cytoplasm. The transcript has 43 exons.